CGCUGCUGCGGCGGCGGCGGCGGCGGAGGCCUUGGCGGCGGGUCGGGCUCCUCCAAGAUGGCGGCGGGUUGCUGCGGGGUGAAGAAGCAGAAGCUCUCCAGCUCGCCGCCGUCGGGCAGCUCGGCCGGGCCGGGCAGCGGGGCGGGGGGCAGCGCCCGGUGCUCGGCGGGGGGGGAGCCGGGGGCGCCGCGCCUCAACGGCCUGGCCGGGGGCUCCCCCGGGUGCGCGUUGGCGGGGCCCUCUCCGCCGGGUUGUGGGGCCCCAAUCUCCUCAGCCUCGGCCUCCUCAGCCUCCUCCUCCUCCGCCUCUGCUGCUGUUUCCGCCGCCUCCUCUUCCGCCUCGCCCGGGCCGGGCUGCCGGAAGAUGGUGGUCUCGGCCGAGAUGUGCUGCUUCUGCUUCGACGUGCUCUACUGCCACCUCUACGGAUACCAGCCUCCCAGGAGCCCCCGCUUCACCAACGAGCCCUACCCACUCUUCGUAACGUGGAAGAUUGGCCGAGAGAAACGAUUGCGUGGAUGUAUAGGUACCUUUUCUGCCAUGAACCUGCAUUCAGGACUCAGGGAGUACACGCUUACUAGUGCCCUUAAAGAUAGUCGCUUCCCCCCAAUGACGAGGGACGAGUUGCCACGGCUUUUCUGCUCAGUGUCUCUGCUUACUAAUUUUGAAGAUGUCUGUGAUUACUUAGAUUGGGAGGUGGGUGUACAUGGCAUUAGAAUAGAAUUCAUCAAUGAAAAAGGAUCAAAACGCACCGCCACCUACUUACCGGAGGUUGCAAAGGAGCAAGGAUGGGACCACAUUCAGACCAUAGAUUCCUUAUUGAGGAAAGGAGGCUACAAAGUUCCGAUUACAAACGAUUUCAGGAAAACAAUAAAACUGACCAGGUAUCGUAGCGAGAAGAUGACCCUGAGCUACACGGAGUACCUUGCCCACCGCCAGCACCACCACUUCCAGAACGGCAUCGGGCACAGCCUCCCGCCGUACAACCAUUAUUCCUGACAUUGAGCCGCAUGACCAGUCGUCCCUGGACCUCUCCGCCGACCUCUUCCCAGGAGACCCGACCCCCUCCUGGUCUAGCUAUCUCUAUUACUGUACCAUUUUAUGAUGAUAGUUUCCGUUGCCAUGAUGACGCUUCUCCGCAGCAGGUUAAGUUCACCAUGGCAACGGGUAGAAACGCUGCAUCAUUCACCCUUCAUCCUUUCUUUAAAGAAAAAUUAGUAUUAAGUCACUGUGGGCUUUUUGGGGUUUUUUUGACAGCAUAUACAAA
Anolis sagrei ordinatus is the source of this 1264-nucleotide messenger RNA. RefSeq names its product AMMECR nuclear protein 1 (gene AMMECR1). The record is from RefSeq and is a predicted model, not a curated record. Lineage: Eukaryota; Metazoa; Chordata; Lepidosauria; Squamata; Anolidae. Gene Ontology annotation, cellular component: nucleus.